GGAGGAUGUCGAAACCAGGUGCCAUGACCAGCCAACUACCAGUCUUCAAAUUUCAAAACCUACCAUUCUCUCUUCUAGCAUUUUUCUUUUUCUUUUUCUUUUUUUUGUCUUUUCUUUGACGAUGAAUAGGUAUUCCCAGACCCAGAUAAAGUUCGACAGCUUUUCUUCUUUCUCUCUCUCUCUCUCUCCGAUCAAUACAGAAGUUCAAUAUCGAUCUCGACUACUUACUGAUCCAUUCAAAUGGCGAGGACAGGCAACAAGAAUAUCCAGGCCAAACUGGUUCUUCUUGGGGGCAUGGGGACUGGAAAGACUAGUUUGGUAUUAAGAUUUGUCAAGGGCCAGUUUUUUGAUUACCAGGAAUCAACUAUAGGAGCAGCCUUCUUUACUCAGAUAUUGUCAUUAAAUGAAGCCACUGUGAAAUUUGACAUAUGGGAUACAGCAGGACAAGAACGAUAUCAUAGCCUGGCCCCAAUGUACUACCGUGGUGCUGCAGCUGCUAUUGUGGUGUAUGACAUAUCAAGUGCAGACUCAUUUAUUCGGGCCAAGAAAUGGGUUCAAGAACUGCAAAGACAAGGGAAUCCAAAUUUGGUAAUGAUGUUAGUGGCAAACAAGGCCGACUUGGAAGAUAAGAGAAAGGUGGCUAAUGAGGAAGGUGAGCAAUACGCCCAAGAAAAUGGGCUAUUUUUCAUAGAAACUUCAGCAAAAACUUCACAAAAUGUUAACGAGUUGUUCUAUGAAAUAGCAAAGCUAUUGGCAAAGGCCUGCCCUACACGCCCCAAAGGAAUGAAUCUACAUGAUGAAGCACGGGGAAGGGGGAGAAGACGGUUUUGUUGCUCAGCAUAAUAACAUAGCCACCUGGCCAAGAUCUUCACUGUGGGUGAUUCUCCAGUGUGGAUGAUAAAUUUAUUGACACUUUUACCCAGCACUUAAACCAUGUCUUGUAAAUACUUGCAGUCUGGACAUUACAAGAUUCCUUUUAACGGCUUUGCUGUCUCCUUUGAACUGUUUACUGUGCUCGUGUAAGUGAAAGGAGGAGCAUGGGAGCCAAAAAGAAUAAAAUGAAUUUUCUACAAUUAAUGGGAUAUAUUCUAACCAAUGAAGCAGACCUUAGUUGUCAACAAAAGUUUCUAUUUCAACUUA
Messenger RNA from Nelumbo nucifera (sacred lotus), 1140 nucleotides. Its product is annotated as ras-related protein RHN1-like. The record is from RefSeq and is a predicted model, not a curated record. NCBI's taxonomy places the organism in Eukaryota, Viridiplantae, Streptophyta, Magnoliopsida, Proteales, Nelumbonaceae. Gene Ontology annotation, molecular function: GTP binding; GTPase activity.